Molecule: messenger RNA, 626 nt
Organism: Magallana angulata
Lineage: Eukaryota; Metazoa; Mollusca; Bivalvia; Ostreida; Ostreidae
Product: mpv17-like protein
Exons: 5
Coding region: 123-626 (167 amino acids)
Cellular component (GO): membrane; cytoplasm
Source: RefSeq, a predicted model, not a curated record
UUUAUUACAUGACCACGUUUCCAUACUGACUUAAAAACUGUAAAGUCUAUAGAUUUACACUGAUGCGUUAUCCUAAAAGAUGAAAUUCAUGUAGAAAUUGCAGAAAUAAAGUGAGCUAAACAAUGACUCUUUUACAAACAAUGGCAACUUAUGCCACCUUGUGGACAAUUGCUGACCUAAUUGAACAGAAAUUUAUCUGUAAGAAAGAGCGACUGGACCGCCAGAAGUCUCUGAGGAUGUUCACGGUCGGAACAUUUGUCAUGGCACCAAUGGUGUUUUCCUGGAUGUUCCUUGUGGAACGGACGUUUCCAGGAAGGACCUUUAAAACUGUGGCAAAGAAAAUGAUAGCAGGGCAGGCUGUGUUUGCCCCCUUUGCAAUAUCAACUUUUUAUUUCACAACAUGUAUGCUCGAGAAAAAAUCUCUGCAGCAGUUUAAAGAAGAAUGGUUACAAAAAUUUCCAGUCACAUACAAGACUGGGGUAUCGUUCUGGCCAAUUGUUCAAAGUAUCAAUUUCUCACUAGUUCCAUACAAACACCGGACCAAAGUGAUGGGCUGCGCUUCCUUUGUGUGGUCCAUGUUUCUCUGUUAUGAGAAAGAAUCUUCCAAGUCAUCCAAGAACUGGUAA